AUGUCUCCUAUCCCAAAGGCGCGUUCUCGGCUUUCUCAAUCUUGCUCAUGUCCCCGUGGUACUCAAAUUGGACCUGAACUCAACGACAUGUGUCAACUAAACCAGAUACGUUACCCCUACCCCCAGUCUGGGCCGCACAGACAUGAAAAUACUGGCCUUGGGGACAGGCCUCUUUCGACUGGAAUAUUUUAUGAGCAUUUGUCGUUGGGCCAUGAAUGCAUUCGGCGCUGA
Messenger RNA from Protopolystoma xenopodis, 231 nucleotides. NCBI's taxonomy places the organism in Eukaryota, Metazoa, Platyhelminthes, Monogenea, Polystomatidea, Polystomatidae. The record is from the annotation of a GenBank genome assembly.